AUGAGCGAAACAACACUCAAGCACAUCAAGUCUGGAAUGAAGAAACUUAAGCGUUCGUUGGAUGGCUUGGAACACUCUCAACAAUCCAUUGUCGGAAAGUUGAAUAACUUGGUUGAUACUAUUGAAAAAUUCGAUCGUGUGAAUGAAGAAUUUACAAAAAAGUAUAACGAAUUUGCAGAGAAGAGAGGACAAAAGGUUGAACAAGUUGCCAAGAUUAUUUCGGAAGGAAUGGAACAAAUGGUUAAUAAGACAUUGAAGGAAAUUGGAAAGGAAAAGAUGAAUUCCUUCUUGGAAUAUCCUGAAUUGACCAAGCAAAUGGAAGAAUUACGAGCCUCAAUUAAGUUGAAAUAUCAACAGAUGGCAGAAGCAGAAAAGGCAGUCGGUGUUGCAUUUGAAAAUAUGAGAAGAGAGCAAGCUUUCAUUAACGAUACUCUUUUGAUCAAGAUGGAUACUAAUGACCUCUUGAAUCUUGGUGGACCAGUUGUGAUGAAACUUUCAGCACUUAAACAAUUAUUCACAGAAGCUCAAAGUGAAUACAUUAGAGCCAAGAUGCAAUUGGUUAAUAUGGAACAAAGAUUGAAUGAUGUAGAAUUGAAUCUCUUCAAAGCAACAAUUAAUCACGUAAUGUCAGCUAUUACAGAUCUCUAUCAACGUGAUACUAUUCUUGGAUCAUUGACAAUUCUUUCAGGUGCAACAACUAACACCUUUUUGCAAUUGAUGAUGGAGUAUAACUUCAUUAUGGAAUCUUAUGAGGUUGAACUUGAUAGAAUUUCUGAAGAGAAAGAAAUUAUUGAGAAUGUCAAGAUUCAAAUCCUCAAUUCUGAAGAUGGAGAAUUGUUACAAAAGGCUGCAGGACUGAUUGCUAAUGGAAAGAGCUUGUUAAAUUAUAUGGAACUCUUGCUCGAUAAUCCACCAAUCAUUGUUUCAACCAAUGUAAUUGAAGCCAAUGAAAAUGGAAAGGAAAUGGUUGAAAUAGUUCAACUCUCAGUUGAAGGAUUGAAAGAGCAACAAGAAGUCAAACUCAAAUACAAGCUUAAGAGAAAGGCAAGCAGAGAAAAGAAACUAGUUCUCUCACUCGUCAAGAAAAUGUACGAAUCACGAGACAGACCAGGAUGAAAGAAACAAAUCCAAAUAAAAUAUAUAAUUAUUGAAUUG
Naegleria gruberi is the source of this 1155-nucleotide messenger RNA. RefSeq lists its product as uncharacterized. The transcript has a single exon. The record is from RefSeq and is a predicted model, not a curated record. Bases 1 to 1116 code for a protein of 371 amino acids. NCBI's taxonomy places the organism in Eukaryota, Heterolobosea, Eutetramitea, Acrasida, Naegleriidae.